AUGUCGCAGAAACCCAUUUUCGUGGCCACGCAUCCGCGAGCAUGCUCCACGGCCUUUGAACGAGUCUUCAUGACUCGUCGGGACAGCAUCCAGUGCAUCCACGAGCCGUUUGGCGAUGCCUUCUACUACGGGCCCGAGCGGUUGUCGGGCAGAUUUGCCGGCGACGAGCAGGCUCGCCUGGAUAGCGGCUUCAGCCAGUCGACGUUCCAGACCGUUCUGGAUAGGAUCGAGCGCGAAUCUUCUGAGGGCAAGCGCGUCUUCAUCAAAGACAUCAUGCACUACCUGCUCCCUCCAUACGGCAAGCCGGCCAGCAUUGCGCCGUCGCUGCAUAGAAUCAAGCGCGGCGUGGGGACGGAGCAGAGCGUAGAGAAGGCCCCCCAGCAGCAGCCCCCGAACGGCAUCAACCUCGCACAGGUGACACCGCCAGCGACCCCGACCGGGGCGCCGUACCCGUACGACACGGCGGCCGAACCAGGCAACCCGACCGUGAUGCCCACGGAGCUGCUGUCCUCCUUCCACUUCGCCUUCCUGAUCCGCGACCCCCACCACAGUGUCCCGUCCUACUACCGGUGCACCAUCCCGCCGCUCGACGCGGUGACAGGAUUCCACAACUACGACCCCUCGGAGGCCGGGUAUGACGAGCUGCGUCGGCUAUUCGACUACCUGCGAAGCGUGCGGCUGGUCGGGCCGCACAUCGCGACGCUGGAGCGCGACGCGGACGAGAUCGACUCCUCGCUGAAGCCGGCCGUCAACGGGUUCCCCAAGGAGGCCGGGGCCGAGAUCUGCGUCGUCGACGCGGACGAUAUGCUGCAGAAGCCGGCGCCCAUGAUCGAGGCGUUCUGUCGGAGUGUCGGGCUCGAGUAUGAUCCGAGUAUGUUGUGCUGGGAUACCGAGGAGGAUCAUCAGUGCGCGUGCGAGGCGUUCGAGAAGUGGAGGGGCUUUCAUAAUGAUGCGAUCGAGUCGAAGGGACUGGUUGCUAGACAGCAUGCCCCCGUCGUCAAAACCGAAGCUCAGUGGGACGCCGAAUGGCUGAAGAAGUACGGCCCGGACGGCGCCGCCCUGAUCCGCUCGGCCGUCGACGCCAACAUGGCCGAUUAUCUGUAUCUGAAGCAGUUCGCCAUGCGCGUGUAG
Aspergillus heteromorphus CBS 117.55 is the source of this 1131-nucleotide messenger RNA. RefSeq lists its product as uncharacterized. NCBI's taxonomy places the organism in Eukaryota, Fungi, Ascomycota, Eurotiomycetes, Eurotiales, Aspergillaceae. Bases 1 to 1131 code for a protein of 376 amino acids. The transcript is spliced from 4 exons. The record is from RefSeq and is a predicted model, not a curated record.